AUGUCGUCCCCGGUACCGCUUCUGCGGCCGCCUGUUCCUGGUGCUCGAAGCCAGAGCGGCAGCCGAACACCUCGCCUGACGCUCGGAAUCCCUCCAUCACCAAAUGCUCGACCGGUCGCCGCGGAAGCAGAACCAGCGGCUGAGAUCCCACGCUUCAGUUUGGCUGCUAAGGGCCCGCCGAAGUUAUCUCUGGCCACCCCACUGGGAAGCCAGGGCUCAGUAUCAGAAGGAGGAACAAGUCUGAAACCGCAGAUACAACCAUUGAACAUAUCUGCCGUCACUGGAAAUGACGGCGCUGGCAGACCCAGAGGAGAUAGUUUCCACGCUGCCAGCGUGCCCGGAUCUGCAUCUUCCUCGACGUACUCAGCACUGUCCUUUGCAAUGCAUGGAAGACAGGCUGGCACACCAGAUCCAUCCUCGGCCAUCAGUUCAAUCUAUUCGGAAGCGAGCAUAGGCGGGGCGGCCAUGGAGCGGGAGUCAAGCAUGGGUGGAUUGUCCAUCGAUUUUGAAAAACUCAGCAUUGAGAAAGGACGGCCACUCGAUGUCGAAGAUUUAGAUGAUGAAGGUUGGGGAGCAGCAAGUGAGCAGAAAAAGAUCAUCGAACUUGGCUCGUUAGGUGAGGGGGCCGGUGGUGCUGUAACCAGAUGUAUGCUCCAAGGGGGGAAGACGAUUUUUGCUCUCAAGAUUAUCACGACCAGCCCCGACCCAGACGUCAAAAAGCAAAUCCUCCGGGAGUUGAAAUUCAAUAAAAACUGCACCUCCGAAUACAUUUGCCAGUAUUACGGUGCCUUCAUGGACAAGUCCUCAAGUACGAUAUCAAUAGCCAUGGAAUUUUGCGAAGGUGGAAGCUUGGACAGUGUUUAUCGCGAGGUGAAGAAACUUGGUGGCCGAACUGGCGAGAAGGUCUUGGGGAAGAUUGCCGAAGGCGUUCUACACGGUCUCACUUAUCUUAACAGUCGAAAGAUUAUCCACCGAGACAUUAAACCCUCUAACAUUCUGCUCUGCCGCAACGGCCAGGUGAAGCUGUGCGAUUUUGGCGUCAGCGGAGAAUUCGGUACCAAGGGUGAUGCCAACACUUUCAUUGGCACCUCAUACUACAUGGCUCCAGAACGAAUACAAGGACAGUCCUACACCAUCACCUCGGACGUCUGGUCACUCGGCGUGACGUUGCUCGAAGUAGCUCAACACCGAUUCCCAUUCCCUGCCGAUGGGACCGAAAUGCAGCCUCGCGCCGGUCUGAUUGACCUUCUAACCUAUAUCGUAGCGCAACCGAUCCCGAAGUUGAAGGACGAACCCGAAAACGGUAUCAAAUGGAGCGACAUGUUCAAAUACUUUAUUGAGUGCUGUCUGGAGAAAGAACCUCCGAGAAGAGCUACUCCUUGGCGGAUGCUAGAACAUCCGUGGAUGGUGGAGAUGAAAGCCAAGAAGGUCAGCAUGUCGACGUUCCUCAAGCAAGUCUGGGACUGGAAGGAUUGA
This is a messenger RNA of Rhinocladiella mackenziei CBS 650.93, 1476 nucleotides long. RefSeq lists its product as uncharacterized. The transcript has 3 exons. Gene Ontology annotation, molecular function: ATP binding; protein kinase activity. Gene Ontology annotation, biological process: protein phosphorylation. The record is from RefSeq and is a predicted model, not a curated record. Bases 1 to 1476 code for a protein of 491 amino acids. Lineage: Eukaryota; Fungi; Ascomycota; Eurotiomycetes; Chaetothyriales; Herpotrichiellaceae.